AUUUAUCGUAACAAAGAGGAAAAGACUUUAUUAAAGUCAAAUAUAAUAUUCAAUUCGUAAAGAAAAACUAACAAUAGUGCUUGAAACAACAAACAAUUUGAAACGUAAUUAUAUUUAUCUUCAAGAUAUAAUAUUUUGAAUUAAUAAGAUUAUAAAUUUUAUAUAAAAAUUAAAUAAUAUGUUGAACGUGACACGAUAUUGUUCCAAGUCCUUAACAAAUUCCACUUUAACAAAAUGUUUACCGUCUUGGAGAAAUUUAUUAACGAACAAUAACACGGCAAAAGUAAAUGUAUUCCAAAAUGUUUUUGGAUCAAUGAAAAGAAGUUCAUUUUUAUUGUCAAAGGAAUCACUUAGACAAUCUGGUACAAUAGCUAUAAACUAUGCGUCAAAGGCAAGUAAAAAUUCAGAUAAAAUUGUUGGCUCUUGGUUACUUAUUUGCGGUGGAAUGGUUUUCGUAGCUGUUGCUUUAGGAGGUGUUACAAGACUUACUGAAUCAGGUUUGUCUAUGGUUACUUGGAAAUUACUUGGGGAAAAAAUGCCUAUUAACGAAGAACAAUGGCAUAUUGAAUUUGAACGUUAUAAACAAUUUCCUGAGUAUAAAAUAACUAAUAAAGAUAUGACAUUGGAUGAAUUUAAAAGAAUUUGGUGGAUGGAAUACUUCCAUAGAACAUGGGGUCGAUUAAUUGGUGGUGUAUUUUUAAUACCUGCAACAUACUUUUGGUUAUCUGGUAUGCUUAAAUCAGAAAUGAAAAUACGUGUUGCGGUAUUAGGAUCAUUGAUCGGUUUACAAGGAUUAAUGGGAUGGUAUAUGGUUAAAUCUGGCUUGGAAGAUCGUUUUAAUGAACCUUCAGAUGUACCAAGAGUAUCACAGUAUCGUCUUGCUGCGCAUUUAGGAUUAGCAUUUAUAAUAUAUUCAGGAUUUUUAUAUAAUGCUCUGAGCUAUUUAAUACCUGCAAAAAAAAUAGGAAAUGGUAGUCUUAGUAUUGAAAAUUUCAAUGCAGCAGUGAAAAAAUUAACAUUCUUUAGAUAUUUAGUUCAUUCUACUAAAGGGAUGAUCUUUUUGACUGCUAUGUCCGGUGCAUUUGUAGCCGGUAUGGAUGCUGGACUUAUUUAUAAUACUUUUCCAAAAAUGGCAGACAAAUGGAUUCCUGAUGAUUUAUUUGCAAUACCUCAGACAUUAAGAAAUUUUACUGAAAAUCCAACCACUGCACAAUUUCAACAUCGAUAUCUGGGUAUAUUUUCUUUUGUAUUAGUAAAUAUUAUAGCUAUUUUGGCCCGAAAUCAUAAACUUCCCGGCUAUGGGAAAACAGCUGUAAAUACUGUAUUGGGUGCAGGCUAUUUACAAGUUUCUUUAGGUAUUUUAACUUUAUUAUAUCAUGUACCAGUGCCAUUAGCUGCAUCUCAUCAAUGUGGUAGUCUUAUUCUUUUAAGUAGUAUACUCUGGCUUUGUCACGAGUUAAAAUAUGUAAAAUAUGUAAAAAUGUUGAUGAAGUGAAAUUUUAAACAAUCUUUUUAUAUGCUCUGAUCUUAAAUAAAAAAAAAAAAAAAAGAUUGUAUGUAUAUAUUUUAUAUAGUUUAUAUUAUUCUUUUUUGAAGAAUAAAAAAAAUGUUAUUUGAUACAAACCAUCAAUUUUAAUAACAUACAUCUUUAUUCUUAUCAAAUUUAUUUUUGAAAUAAGGAAGCAAAAUCGUUGCACUAGAGAAUUUUCACAACAUUAUGCUUUAUUUGACAAUGCAUUAUAUUAUAAUUAAUAUGUAUAGAAAUUAAUUUAUGUGAAUUUGUUAAAUAUCAUACCAAUAAUCAAGUAACAGUCUGAAUAAUUUAUAUUUUUCACUGUUGUACUUGUUUUUGGUUUUACAAUAUGAGAAAAAAAAUAAUAAAUAUCUAUUCUUAGAUAAGAAUAAUAUUGGCGAAUCAUGUAAUAAUCAUAUUACAUUCACUUUUUUUGUUGAUUAAAAAUAAGUCAGUAUGGACAUAACUCUACUCAUACUCUUAAUAAGUAACAUUAUUCAUUUGAUUAGUUUAAAAAAUGUGUAAACGUUGCUUAACUCAUAACUACUAUCUAAUCACAAUGUUUUCUUUGCAAAUUCCAAAAAUUUUUUCUGUAUUUUAUAAGAUCUGAUUAGCAACAAAUAUUUAAUAUGUUAUUGGCAGUUAUCCUACAUUGUCUUCAAUCAGUCAUUCUUUGAUCUUUAAAGACAUCACACGCAUUGGUCCAGCGUAGCAAUGUUAAUAUUAAGCAACUGCUCUAUUAGGCAUUUGGAAUUGCACUUUUAUCAUUGUAAAGAUGUUUAUUUACAUAUUACAUUCUUGAAAUGUUACUUUUAUAGUUCAUCGCAUUUUGCUCAACAUUACAUAAUCAUGAGUAUUAAUAAACAGCACAUUAAUAUUAUUUGCAAAUAAUAUUGAAAAAAGAUAAAACCUAUAUUAAAAAUGUUAUGCCAAACGUGUUUAAGAAAUUACAAGAUUAAGUUAUUAAUAGGUCUUAGUCAAAUACAUUCAGCACUGUUAUUGUUAUUACAAAUGGUGUUCUCAUAUGUUUUCAAUAUUUUAUUCUUUUUGUAAUUUUUAAAUAAAUUAUAAUAACUCGAUACCAAUUGAGCAAUCGAAAUGCAGUCUCUGUCAAUACAUUAUAGAUAACCCAAUUUUGGCAUACCAAUAAUAAUAUCAGUCUGAUAAAAUUUAUUAUCACGGAGAACUUUUUGCAACAAUUAGUUGCUGAUAACAAGUAUUUCAUAGUAAAGUGUUUUACAAAGUAAAUGCAACAUUACCUUUGCUUGCGUUUAUACUAUAACUCAAAAAUGUAAGAAACAUUUUAAAACUUAUCCCUUUACCAGAAAAAAAAGAAAAAAAAAUAAAAGAAAAAU
Messenger RNA from Vespa mandarinia (Asian giant hornet), 2868 nucleotides. Its product is annotated as heme A synthase COX15. Gene Ontology annotation, cellular component: mitochondrial inner membrane. Gene Ontology annotation, molecular function: oxidoreductase activity, acting on NAD(P)H, heme protein as acceptor. Gene Ontology annotation, biological process: heme A biosynthetic process. NCBI's taxonomy places the organism in Eukaryota, Metazoa, Arthropoda, Insecta, Hymenoptera, Vespidae. The record is from RefSeq and is a predicted model, not a curated record.